AUGCUCACUCCGCAACUACUCGCCUCGUUGAAUGCUCAACAGUUGCACGCCAUGAAAAACAACCCACAGUUUCAGGAAAUGAUUAGACAGUUUAAACAGCGCCAAGAGGCAAUGCAACAACAGCAGCAGCAGCAGCAAGGGAAAAGUAUGUUGAGCAAUAUUCAGCAACAACAACUGCCGCAUGGUUUGGACCAAAUGCACCUGGGGCCACCAACUUUUCAACAAGAUCCUUCGAUGCAAAUGAGCCGAGAACAAGCUCUUAGACAACAACAACAGCAGCAGCAGCAGCAGCAGAUGCUAAUGAACCAACAGCACAUGGUCAACCCGAUGAACCAAAAUUUAGCCCAGCAGCAAACGAUGCCAUUGCAGUCGCCGCACCCAUCCCAACAACCUCAACAACAACCUCAACAGUCGCAACAAUCUCAACAAUCCCAAGAGGCUCCUUACAAAAGAGGUGUUCCGAACCAAGUCUCCCCUCCAACAGUCAGCGCGCAGAAUAUGGGUAUUCCAGGAGGCUUGCCUAUGAACAAAAUACCCAGCCGAAUGCCCUCUAUUCCAGGUGUCCCGGCUGUUGUUGGUGGAGCCAGUGCCAGCCCCAGCAUGGGUGCAAGCGGAAUACCCACUGGCAUCAAUAUGCCCAUGGGAAAUAUGAAUGCAACACCAGCUCCAAAUAUGAGUCCCGGAAACCAGCAGAUCCCACCGAACCAGUUUAGUCGAUAUCCGCAAUUGCAACAAACCAAUCCAAAUGUCAAUUUGAGCUUCCCCGCGGUUCCGCCCAGUGCUCAGAAUUUGUUGAGCAAAGUGCCAAUGAAACAGUUGGCUAGUUUUGAUGAAUGGUCGAAAAAAUUAAAGCUGCAAGGCAAACCUGUUCCAUUGGAUACCGAAGUUUACGAGACGACGAUCCAGAAGGACGCCAUGUUUUUGGCUAACCACGCGCGGCAGUCUCACGAACAUAAAAUCGAAGUGGAGUCGAUGAACAAGGACUUGCAGCAUUAUAACCAGAUCAAGCAACUUCGAAUGAACUCGAUCCAAUUGAGUGCCAAGAACCAGAUGAACAAUAGCAUCUGGGGUGAAGGGUAUCAGGGCUACGGGAACGGCAUCACGAACGCCAUGACAAAGUUGAUUCUACCAACACGAGACUACACCGACAAUGCCAUCAACAGCCGCGUUAUGCUGCAGGAUAACCUUGCCAAGAACUAUAUCCCAAUACGGCUUGAGUUUGACCAGGAGAGGGACCAAUUUAAAUUGAGAGAUACAUUCUUGUGGGAUUUGAACGAGACAAUUCUCACUGUGGAGGAUUUCACGCAGCAGUUGUUGGAAGACUACAAGUUUAUACCUCGAGUCCACUACCACACGAUAGUGUCCGUUAUCAAGGAGCAGAUUGCCGAAUAUCAACAAAAGCCACUCAAAACAGUUGGCGAGCUCCGGAUACCAAUCAAGAUUGAUAUCAUCAUCAACAACACCCAACUAACGGACCAGUUUGAAUGGGACAUCUUGAACUCGGAAGAAGGCGACCCUGAAGAGUUUGCAAGUUGCAUGUGCGACGAGCUCUACUUGCCCGGUGAGUUUGGAACCGCUAUUGCACACAGCAUCAGAGAGCAGACCCAGAUGUAUUUGAAAGCGUUGAAUGCCGCGGGCUGGAACUAUGACGGGACUCCCAUUAAUGAUGAAAACAUUCGCAGCCAUUGCUUACCGGCGUUGAGACUAGUGUCCAAGGACUACCAAAUGGUGGAUGAUUUUUUCUCGAUAUUGCGCAACCCCACCACUGUGUCCGACUUUAGCCCGCAGUUGAUCAAGCUCACGGAGUUGGAAGUGGAAAGGAUGGAUAAGGAAUUGGAGCGAGAAAGCCGCAGAAAGAGAAGACACAACUACAACGAAGAUGUGCAACAGGCAAUCGGAAGCGGAGGUGUCUUUAGCGCAAGCAGUGCCAGCACAUUUGGACCCUUGGGAUCCGCCAGCACGGGAAGCGGUGGCUCGAGAGGAUUCACCUCGUCGAGAAGAACGGCGGCACACACGGGCAGAGGCACCUCCAUGCUUGAUUUGUCGGACAUCCCCAAGACGUUCAGGACCCCGGCACCUUCGAGUAUUUUGCCUGGUGCAGUUGACCUCGGCGUAUCUGAAAUCUACGAGUACGACGAGGUGUUUGUCAACAAGACGCAAAUCCCCAAUCCGGAUUACAAACCGCCAACUCCGGAACCUGUUUCUAAUGACUUGGUGACAUAUCAUCAUGACCCCUUGGAAGGCACAUUCAAUGUCACAAUCCGGUUGUUGGAUUGA
Lodderomyces beijingensis is the source of this 2277-nucleotide messenger RNA. The record is from the annotation of a GenBank genome assembly. NCBI's taxonomy places the organism in Eukaryota, Fungi, Ascomycota, Pichiomycetes, Serinales, Debaryomycetaceae.